UUUGAUGGAAACCUAAAAUUAACCGCGUACUACUUUGUAGUGAGAUGACUUGACAGCCCUUGGCGGGCGCGACCGCGCUAUUGUUUUUUUAUUGCUCCUGUAACCUAGGCACGACUGCAAUAAAACUAGAAUUUUUAGGACAUAAACAUGAACGAAAAAUGGAAAGGAAACAAGAAUGUCAAGAACUCACCAGUUUUGUUUGAAGACGAAGAAAUGGGCACAUCUACAGAUGAAGUAAAAAGCAAAUCAUGUGCAACACCACAUACCAAGCGUUUCAAUGAUCAUAGCACACCAAUCAGGAAUAAGGUUGCUAUUGACUCUCCAGAAUUAAACUAUAAUGAAAGUCCAAUUAUAGAGCCUUUGACACAGCAUCCACCAUCAGAGGUAGGCUGGGAUUACAGACAAUUUUUGAAGGAUGAUGAAGAUAGCAAACUUCAAAUUCCUAUGAAUACUUAUACUCCCAAAAGGAGUACCAAUCAUCUUUUAUCCAAGAAACGCAACUCUAAUUCCCCACUUUUAUACAAACCUGUAAAAAAGAAACUUAUUCAAGAUCAACAAAGAGAGAGUAUCGAGGAUUUUUUAAAUGCAUUGAAACAAAUAGAAAGUACAUCAAAACAAAAGAAAGACAGUGAUGAAUUUAUUAAGAAGACUGAUAGUAAUCCUGAAAGUCAAUUAGUUAUUGAUAUGGAAGUGGUAUCGGAAGACUCUGAUAUGAAGCUGCAGGUUUCAGCUAAUACCAAUGAAUCACCCAAGCAAACUGUGUUUGAAACUGGCCAAGCAAAAAACCAUAAUGCUUUAUUAGAUGAUUCUAUUGAAGAUAUGAUGGUACUUUGUAGUCAGGAAAUUGAAGCAAAAGAGUUUGGUACAAAACAAAAUCACAAUGUUUUAUCACUGUAUACUAUACAAAAAAAUUCUUCUGAAACAUCUCACAAUGGGAGUUUUGAAAAAGUAUUUAAAAAUCCAGCUAAAGAAAAUAUACAGCCUUCGCAUAAUAAUGAAAAAAUUAUCAAUUUAAGUGACAUUUCCAGCAGGAAUUCAUCUAAAAGUAGUAAGUCAGAGUCAUUUCCUGAUGACUCAUUUGACGAUUUUUUCGUUGCUAUCGAUGACAAAAAAUUGUGUCAAAAUAAUGAGAUUAUUCUAGACAGUAAUACUAAAACAGCAAAAAUACAUAACAAGCCACGUACAAUAAAAGUUGAUGAAACAAUUAAUAAAUGUUCUGAGUAUCAAAAGAAGUUUUUUCAAUCUAAAGGUUUGAAUCAUGUCGAAUCAAAAAGUAUUUCAACUAAUAAAAAUUAUACUGAAACUUCAAAAAACGAAAAAGUCUUUAAACAAACCAAAGUGGUGAACGAAAACGCUAGUUAUGGUUAUCUGAAUAAAGACUAUAUGAAGAUCUCUUCUGUUUUAACUGCAGAAAUAACAAAGGACAACUCUGCAAAUGGAACCAGAUUAUUCAAAGCAAAAAGUUUUUCUGAUUCUAAUUUUUUAAAACAAAAUCAUCAACUCCACAAUUUGGAUAGAAGUUACUCCAAUCUUAAUAUAAACUCUAUUUGUUACCAAAAACAACAAACAUUGCAACAAAAUUCAGAAGGCUAUGGUUCAACUACAUCAUCUGAAAGUAAAGGUUGGCGUAGAACCAAUUCCAAUUUAUCCAUUGGUUACAGCCAAACAAACAUCAAUAUAUUGACAAACAGUGAGACAUCGCAGUCAACAUCUAGAUCAGCUGAAGAAAUAGAAAGAAAACGUCUCGAAGCAAUUGAAAGGCGGAACAGAAGAAUGAAUAACAAUGCUGCACAGAGAAGGCCAGCGCAGCAACCGGUGAAGAGAUAAAUUUUUAUUUAUUAAAGGUUUAUUUUCAAGGUUUAGUAUUUUUUGUUCCAAAUUCUAAGUCGUUUGUCUAACUAUAGAGUCAAUUAUAAUAAUAAGAAUGACGACAAUAGAAGAUUUGAACGUUAUAAACCUGCUUGUAGUAGGUCUUGUAUAUAAUAUAUUAUAAUAUUGUUUGUACUUUAAGAAAAUUUAUACUUUUUGAUAUUAAAUCAAUG
Phymastichus coffea is the source of this 2042-nucleotide messenger RNA. RefSeq lists its product as uncharacterized. The record is from RefSeq and is a predicted model, not a curated record. The coding region runs from base 148 to 1827 and encodes 559 amino acids. The transcript is spliced from 2 exons. Lineage: Eukaryota; Metazoa; Arthropoda; Insecta; Hymenoptera; Eulophidae.